AUGGCUACAGAUGUGAAUAUGGGACAGGUUGCGGUCGAGAAGGCCGAAGAGCAGUACACCAACUUCAUUGCAUCCCUUGCCGAGAGAGCGAAGACUUCGAGAAUCUUCCUGAGAUAUAAGGUCCUCGACAGUUUCCUGCAUCUCGACAGUUAUCCGGGCCCAAACGGGGUCCCAUUCCAUGUCGGAGGCGCGAAAUCAUCACUCAUAUCGUUCGACAAGUCUGGCAAUCUGACUCUUACCCCCAAUGUAAAGGAACAUGAACUGGCUUCCAAGGUCGAUAUGGAUUCUUCUCGCCAAAUCUUUAUCGUUGAAAACAUAACUCCCAAGGUAAUCCGUCUCUUUGGCGGGCUUUGGGAUAUCGAUCCCCAGUUCUUCCUUGACUAUAUCGAUGCCGUGCCGGCCGAGAUGGAUAUCACGAAAGAGGAAACAUCACCCAGGCCCGAUCUGGUUACCAAGGCAUGGUACCGCCACCAGGCCAUUGACGGAUACCUGCCUAUUCUUAAAUCUACGAACACUCGUUACGAUCAUGUCUCAUUUCGAUUUGUUGGCCCCAGAGAGUACAGAAGAGAAGAUUCUGGCAAAUUGUUGGAGCGAAUGAAGCCCGAUAUGGAGAAAAUGAACGUCGAGCGAAUUGCAGGUCUUCAUGUUCCCAUAACGAGAAAACUAGGAAAAGGAGGUCGGCAAUUUGACAACGUUGCAAUGGCGCGCCAUUGCGCUUCUAUCUGGUUCAAACAGCCUGACGAUUCUACUCAUUCGGAGUGGACGAAAGCAAUAAUACUGGUUGACCCUCCUUUCGAACCUGAAGAUGGCGAAACCAUGUACGGCACCAGAGCUGACUCGGCGUACCGUUCCUUUAUCUGCCGUCCGUUACCAAAUGAAGUAAAGGGAAGGGAUCAAGAGCCCAGAUCCAACUACCGAGACUCUCUAGCACAUAUUCUAAUGCAUGAAUUUGCUCAAGGGGGUGAUUUUCAUCCCCUCAUCAUAACUCAAGCCGUGGCUCGCAUCAUAGCAUCUGAGUGGAUUUCCACCAGCGCCUACGUUGAGCGGGACCUAAACACUCUGGAGUGGAGGCUGGAGAACGAUGAGCCAGGCAUGAUAAUACCGGAAAGUUUUCUCAAGAAGCUAUUUAUUCUACGUCGUCGGAUUCGCAAGUACCAGGGUUUAGUUGAUGAACAGUUAGAUCUCUUCCGAAAGUAUUUGCCACAAGCCUGGAUCGCAACAUAUUCACCUGCAGCUGAGAAAGCAAGGGCCUCCGUGGAAGGAGAUUUCGAACAGGUCAGGACCACUAUACUGGAUAAUGCAGCCCGACUAUCCGAUACUCUAGGCCUUGUCACCUCCAUGAUUCAAAUUAGGAAGGGGGAGCAGUCCGCCAAGCAGAAUGAUAGGCUAUCAUUCUUGACUGUCAUUGCCACCAUUGUGCUUCCGUUCAAUGCUUUGGCUGCAAUUCUUGGCAUCCAUAUUUCGGCUAAGGCACCACAAAAGCCAUAUGUAAAGGAGAUGAUCUGA
Molecule: messenger RNA, 1506 nt
Organism: Fusarium odoratissimum NRRL 54006
Lineage: Eukaryota; Fungi; Ascomycota; Sordariomycetes; Hypocreales; Nectriaceae
Exons: 3
Coding region: 1-1506 (501 amino acids)
Source: RefSeq, a predicted model, not a curated record